AUGAGCGACGAGGAGCGUCGUAAUGGUCCCACACCUUCGUGCAGUGAUACCAAGCUUCCAAGCAAAGACCACAAGAUAACCAUCGAGAUUACGACAAGGGCGGGGAAUGAUGCUCUCAAACAGCGCGCGUGCGUCAUCGGAGCUGGAAAAUCUGGUCUGAUUGCCUGCAAGGUCCUGCACGAACGCAACAUCCCCUUCGAUUGUUUCGAGGCCAGCUCCCAGGUGGGCGGCCUUUGGGUCCUCAACAGCGACAGUGGGUUGUCAGCUUCCUAUGAAUCCCUUCGCAUCAACACGUCCAAACAGAUGACUAGCUUUCAUGACUUUCCCAUGCCCAAGCACUACCCGACAUACCCCACGCGGAAAGAGAUUCUGGAAUACCUGGAGUCCUACGCAGAUCACUUUGGCUUUCGGAGCCAUAUCACAUUCAGAACAGAGGACAAAGCCACAGGCCACACACUUGCCAGACUGUACACUUCUGUUCUUGUUGCUAACGGCCAUCACUGGCAUGCUGCGUGGCCCGAACUGCCGGGCAGCUUCACAGGCACCCUAAUGCACUCCCACGAGUACAGGACCCCCAAAGUCAUGGAGGGCAAACGAGUCAUGGUCAUCGGCGCUGGCAACUCAGGCAUGGACAUAGCGAGCGAGGCUUCUCAGUGCGGGGCUGCAGCGGUGUUCCUGUCCUGCCGGCGGCGUGUGCAUGUUGUGCCCCGCUAUAUUUUUGGCGCGCCCUCGGAUUCCAUCCUGCCGGCCUGGCUCGGCGUCACCGCGCCGCGGCGGCUGAUGGAAAAGGGCGUCACAUGUCUGAUUCACAUCUCGCGCGGCUCCCAGACCAGCUUCAAAUUUCCCCCGCCCGACUUCGGCCUGCUGCGGGUGCACCCCACAGUCAGCCCAGGUACAGGGGACAUCCUGCAGCUCAUCAAAGACGGGAAGGUCACCGUGCGGCCAGGCAUUGAGCGGAUCGAGGAUCGCACGGUGCACUUCACAGACGGCACAAAGGAAGAUAUUGAUAUCAUCGUGUGCGCAACAGGGUACAAUGUGUCCUGCCCUUUCCUGCCGCCAAAAGUGGAGGUCCUGAAGGGAGACAAGCCGCAGCUGCUGCUGAACGUGGCUCACCCGCGCGCACCAGGCAUCUUCUUCCUGGGCUUUGUUCAAGCGCACGGGCCCAUGAUCCCAUGCGUGGAAGGCCAGAUGCCAUGGGUGUGUAAAACAAAUUCUGAGUGUGUGCAGGGGAUCACUGAGCUCCCAGGAGAGGCUGAGAUGGCGGCCAAGAUAGCAGAGCAGCAUGAGUUCAAUCGGCGCAACUUCACUCAAGUCAAGCGCCAUGCCCUGAUGGUGGAGUUCCAUAGGUACCUGCUGCAGCUCAGAAUGGCGCGCUGCCCAAAGGGGAAGGGGUGGCUUGGGCGCAAGCUCUGGAAGGCAAAGACCUUCCUGGUCUUCUGCACUGGGAAGACAUGCUGA
Messenger RNA from Coccomyxa subellipsoidea C-169, 1458 nucleotides. Its product is annotated as flavin-containing monooxygenase. Gene Ontology annotation, molecular function: flavin adenine dinucleotide binding; N,N-dimethylaniline monooxygenase activity; NADP binding. Lineage: Eukaryota; Viridiplantae; Chlorophyta; Trebouxiophyceae; Coccomyxaceae. The record is from RefSeq and is a predicted model, not a curated record. The transcript is spliced from 10 exons. The coding region runs from base 1 to 1458 and encodes 485 amino acids.